Molecule: messenger RNA, 2187 nt
Organism: Acomys russatus (golden spiny mouse)
Lineage: Eukaryota; Metazoa; Chordata; Mammalia; Rodentia; Muridae
Product: solute carrier family 5 member 4A
Exons: 15
Coding region: 29-2011 (660 amino acids)
Biological process (GO): transmembrane transport; sodium ion transport
Cellular component (GO): plasma membrane
Molecular function (GO): D-glucose:sodium symporter activity
Source: RefSeq, a predicted model, not a curated record
GCAAUGGGGACAGCGCUGCCUUACAGCCAUGGCCACCACAGCAAGUGCCAUUACCAGCACUGAGGGUUCAGAGUUGUCUUCGUUGUCACAGAACAUCAAUAAUGCUGCUGACAUCUCUGUCAUUGUCAUCUAUUUUAUGGUGGUGAUGGCUGUUGGAGUGUGGGCAAUGGUGAAGACGAACCGGAGCACUGUUGGAGGCUUCUUCCUGGCGGGUCGAGCUAUGACUUGGUGGCCAAUGGGCGCCUCUCUGUUUGCCAGCAACAUUGGCAGUGGCCACUUCGUGGGCCUGGCUGGCACAGGUGCAGCCGCAGGAAUCGCCGUUACAGCAUUUGAAUCCCACUCGUUUCUCUUGCUGCUGAUUCUGGGGUGGUUUUUUGUCCCCAUCUACAUCAAGGCAGGGGUGACGACCAUGCCAGAAUAUCUCAGGAAGCGGUUUGGUGGGAAGAGACUCCAGAUCUAUCUCUCCGUCCUCUCCCUCUUCAUCUGUGUGGCGUUGUCAAUCUCGGCAAACAUCUUCUCCGGCGCCAUAUUCAUCAAGCUGGCUUUCGGGCUGGACCUUUACCUGGCCAUCUUCAUCCUCCUGGCUAUCACAGCUGUUUUCACAAUCACUGGGGGCUUGGCAUCCGUGAUUUACACAGACACUCUCCAGGCCGUCGUCAUGAUUGUUGGAUCUUUCAUUCUCAUGGUAUUUGCAUUUAUUGAAGUUGGAGGCUAUGAAAAUUUUACAGAGAAGUACAUGAGCGCCAUCCCAUCUGUGGUUGAGGGGGACAACCUGACCAUCAACCCCAGGUGCUACACGCCUCAGGCAGACUCCUUCCACAUCUUCCGAGAUGCUGUCACUGGAGACAUCCCAUGGCCAGGGACUGCGUUUGGGAUGGUUAUUACAGCUAUGUGGUACUGGUGCACAGACCAGGUCAUUGUGCAGCGCUGCCUGUGUGGCAAGAACAUGUCCCACGUGAAGGCCGCCUGCAUAGCGUGUGGGUACCUGAAGCUGCUGCCCUUGUUCUUCAUGGUGAUGCCAGGGAUGAUCAGCCGCAUCCUGUACACAGAUAUGGUGGCCUGUGUUGUGCCUUCUGAGUGUGUAAAGCAGUGUGGUGUUGAUGUCGGCUGCACCAACUAUGCCUACCCCACACUGGUGCUGAAGCUGAUGCCCAUGGGACUGCGAGGCCUGAUGCUGUCAGCCAUGGUGGCUUCUCUCAUGAGCUCCCUGACCUCCAUCUUCAACAGUGCCAGCACCCUCUUCACCAUGGACCUCUACACCAAGAUGAGGAAGAAGGCAUCAGAGAGAGAGCUCCUGAUAGCUGGACGGUUGUUUGUCUCUGUGCUAAUUGUCACCAGCAUCUUGUGGGUCCCGAUAGUAGAAGUAUCUCAAGGUGGACAGCUGGUCCACUACACAGAGUCUAUUUCUAGCUACCUUGGGCCUCCCAUUGCAGCUGUCUUCCUGCUCGCCAUCUUCUGUAAAAGGGUCAAUGAACAGGGAGCGUUCUGGGGUCUGAUGGUUGGACUCGUGAUGGGCCUUAUCCGCAUGAUCGCAGAGUUUUCCUAUGGGACGGGGAGCUGCCUGGCGGCCAGUAGCUGCCCCAAGAUCAUCUGUGGAGUGCACUAUCUGUAUUACGCCAUCAUCCUCUUCUCUGUGUCUGCAUUGGUUAUCCUGGGAGUUUCUUUCCUAACAAACCCCAUUCCCGAUGUACAUCUGUAUCGCCUGUGCUGGACUCUUCGGAACAGCAAGGAGGAAAGAAUUGAUUUGGAUGCAGAAGAAAAUGAGGAGAAAGGAGCUGAUGAUGGGCGUGAAGGAGACCAAACUGAAAAGCCUCAUGGAUGUCUCAAGAGGACUUGUGACUUAUUCUGUGGUUUGCAAAAUACAGAGCCCAAGCUGACGAAAGAGGAGGAAGAAGCUCUGAAGAAGCAGCUGGAAGACACUUCAGAGGAUCCCUUCUGGAGGACAGUAGUGAACACCAAUGUCAUUGUCCUCCUGGCUGUGGCAGUGUUUUUCUAUGGCUAUUUUGCCUGAACACUAUCUCAUCCACAACAAUAUUGGUUAAGCAAAGGAUCACUGUGUGCAUUUUCAUUUUACAGUUUAUUAUCUUGCAAAGGGGCAUUUGCAACUGGUAAUUUUAUCUAAUAAGGUGACGUCAGACUUGAUUUUUGUUGUCACUCCUUGUAAACAAAAUAGUUUACAAUUUAUAA